AUGGCCUCCACCACUUUGCGUGCUGUCACGCAUCGCUUGACAACUACUCCGGUUGACCAACUCCCCUCGAUUGCUGCAUUCCUCGCGGCCUCGCUGAGCGAUUGUGCCGAGCUCCUCUCGGCGCCACAAGCCCAAAAACCGGGCAAGGGGGACUCCGACCAUGCCGUUCAAAUUCACAAACUGAAAACUCGUCUGGCCAGUCUGCUGCAGGACCGCACCAUUGAGGGACGCUGGACUGCCGUGGUUCUAGUCAAGGCCACUGUCGAAGCAGGACAAUGGGAGAUCUUGCGGGGUUACGAGCCGAUCGUUCGCGGUCUGAUUGCUAUUCUGGCGAAACCCGACCCGGUCUCCACUCGAAAGAUGUGUAUUAUCACUUUGACUCGCAUUUUCCACCUAACAUACCAGUACCCGACAUUGGUCCGCGAAAUUACCACUCCGCAUCUGCCAGGUUUCGUUACUGCGGCCCUGAACCUGGUCUCGACGUUGGUCAAGACUCCUUCGGGGUCAAACCGGAAGCCGAAACCCAACACGCCUUUCAUGGAGAUUGUCCUUCAUGCCAUUCUUGAAUUGAUUCCUCGCCAUCCCACAAUUUUCCGUCCUUUUGGAACCCAGCUCUGGUCUCUGCUUGGGGACAUUCUUAGCUCAUCCUCGCAAGUGUACUAUCCCGAGCCAGUGUUGGAUGUGGCAGAGCAGUUGUUCGCUUCACUUUACAGAUGUGCGCCGAAAGACAAGUCGGGCCUGAGUUGGACCGACGAGUGCAAGUCGACCAUUUUGUCUGCACAUCGAGCCGCCGACCAUGUAUUCCGGGCUAUCGCAGAGCAAUGGGAGUCGGUGGAUCCGACCUUGGUUCACACAAAGCAGAACUACAGCAAAGAAUUGGCGGACCCGAGCGCUGAUGCCCUUGGAUUCCCAAGCUGGACAGGGAUUCAUCGCGGAACCGACAGGCUGGUUAUACUUCUGCGUAUUCUCUCUGAGAUUGUUUCCCUGCCUUCAGCUGCCACCGUCGCCAUACCCCUUGGCUCGAUUCUCGACUUGACUUCUCGGCUUACCGCCGUGACUAUCCCGCCGAAUGGCGAAGCUUCCCAGAAUGGCGUUCAAUUCAAUCCUCAGAUCAGCCGGGAUGAGCGGGAGCUGUUGUGGGCGGAGCUGCCUCGCAUUCAUAUCGCUUGUAUGGACCUGCUUGCCCAUGUAGUCGGUGUGCUGGAGACUAGCACGGCUCCAAUUUCGCAGAAUAUCCUGGAGCAAGUGACCUGGGUCUUUAAGAACGAGAAGUUCUGCAGAGACGUUCGCUUGGCUUCUUAUGACUUGCUAUCAUCUCUGUUGAAAUUGACUGGGCCUGCGAUGACGAAGCAAAGCGUAGCCUCCGCCGUGAACGUUCUUCGGGUCUGCUGCAAUGACCUGCUUCCGCAGUUCGAAGACGCUGCUGCGGCAGGCAAGUCGCAGACUGAUUCCAAGUCGAAGUCGAAGAGUGGUCAAGGCACAGCAAAUGCAGACUCGUUCUUGGACCCCGAGCUUCGGAAGAAGCAGCAAUUGAAAGCUGGCCCACAGUUCCCCGAACUUCAAAGAGCCGCAUCGGGGCUGUUGCACAGCGCAUUGACGUAUACUCCGGCUGGCCUCUUGGUGCCUUCGGUUCGCGCGGAAAUUGAUCGCACGAUCAUCCUCACUUCGAACAAGGAUGCCAUGCUUGCUAGUGUCCUGAAUCCGAUUCCGGCCGCCAAGGGUCGUGGAGCUGGGUCCAGUCUCAUUCCGUUCUUGGUCCGGGGCUACUCUGAUCAAAUGGAGGUCGAAGCUUUGGUUCGUCCUAGAAUGCCCGUUCUGAUGACUGCACCGGAGCUAGAUGCCUAUGCCGAGAUGGAAGAGGAGGAGGAAGCUGAUGAGAUGGCUGAUGUACAAUCCAACACGAAUUUCAGACCUGCUAGCUUCCUGACAGAGCCGGCUGCUACCCCUGUUGAGGUCCAGAAGACCGAGACUUCCGCGGCACCGCUGCACAAGCGGACUUAUUUUGAAGAGACCAGCGCUGAAUCUCACGCUUCCCCGGCAUCGGAAAAUAAGCCUGUGCAGAUCAAGAAAGCUCGUUUCGAAGAAAAGACCGAAGCAGCUACCUCUGUCCCCGCAUAUCAACCUACUAAGGUUGAAGCCUCGAUGGUCCCCAAACAAGUUCCGGCUACUUCGCAGGUGCCAGUAACCCAAGCAACAUCGCAAAUCACCGCAGGAGCGCCAUUGCCCGUGGAUGAUAGUGAUGACGAGCUGCCCACUUUGAACAUCGACCCUGACACCGAUGAUGAUGAUGACGAUGAGGAGGGCGAUGAUGAUGUAGCAAUGGAAGGAUAA
Penicillium daleae is the source of this 2331-nucleotide messenger RNA. RefSeq names its product RIX1/PELP1 family protein. Gene Ontology annotation, cellular component: nucleus. Gene Ontology annotation, biological process: rRNA processing. The transcript is spliced from 2 exons. The record is from RefSeq and is a predicted model, not a curated record. The coding region runs from base 1 to 2331 and encodes 776 amino acids. NCBI's taxonomy places the organism in Eukaryota, Fungi, Ascomycota, Eurotiomycetes, Eurotiales, Aspergillaceae.